Rhagoletis zephyria (snowberry fruit fly) is the source of this 1137-nucleotide messenger RNA. It is a transcript of the gene Srlp, whose product is annotated as Spliceosome-ribosome linker protein. Lineage: Eukaryota; Metazoa; Arthropoda; Insecta; Diptera; Tephritidae. The record is from RefSeq and is a predicted model, not a curated record.
CCCAAUGGGCGAAAGCCCCAUCAAGUUUGGAAAAUUUUCGAUAGUGAAAAUACUCGAUCGUUUUGAAAAACUAUCCAUAGUGAAAAAUAAGUCAAAACCAUCGAUAGUACUGACAGUGCCAUCGAUAGUUUGCCAAUACUAAUCGGCACUAGUAAUCCAUUAUUUUACAAACGGCAAGUUGGAUAUUGUGCUCCUUUCAUAGUUUUUAUUUAAAUAAUUGGAGUUAUGCUACGAAAGCUAAUACAGCACAUAAACAAAAGGAGCAUAUUAGUGGCUAUUUCAUCUGACGCUCAAAAUGUUGGCGCAAGAAAUCUUUGUACGACAGCUUGUCUGCGAAAAAGUGAAAAAGAUCUACAAAGUCCGAAGAAUAUUAUUGUCGACAAAGACAAAAAUGUCACUUUAAUUGGUAUAAAUCGGCCACAAGUUCGAAAUGCAAUUAAUGCAGCUACUGCAAACCAACUUUGUGAAGCGUUCACUGCAUUUGAGGCUGAUGAAACAUCACCUGUAGCAGUUUUGUACGGCAUUGGUGGAUCCUUUUGUGCUGGCUAUGAUAUCCUAGAGCUUGGAAAAGAUGGCGGAGAACAGGUUAGCAUCGACAUCCUAAUGGCCCAUGAAGGGUCGGUCGGACCGACACGGCGACACAUACAAAAGCCGGUAGUUUGCGGAAUUAGUGGUUAUUGUAUCGCAAAUGGCUUAGAACUGGCACUAAUGUGUGAUUUGCGCGUAAUGGAAGAAACGGCAGUACUGGGAUUCUUCAAUCGACGUUUUGGAGUGCCUGUUAUUGAUGGUGGUACAGCUCGGCUACCUGCAAUAAUUGGAUUUUCACGGGCAUUAGAUUUGAUAUUGACGGGACGACAGGUGUGCGCCGAUGAAGCACUUUCGAUGGGUGUUGUGAACCGUGUCGUGCCGCCCGGUCAGUCAUUAAUUAAAUCCGUAGAGUUGGCACAGACACUGGCGAAAUUUCCGCAACGUGCGCUUAAUCACGACCGAAAUUCCCUGUAUUCAGCCGUUUUCGAUGCAGCAAACUUUAAUCAGGCCGUACAAAAUGAAGUUAUGUACACUUCCAAGGAGAUAAUUGAGGAAAUGCAACAGGGCAUUAAAUGGUUCAUACAAAGUAAGUAAUACAAAAAUUAGAAU